CUUUUAUCAUAAUCACAAUAAUGUUAAAUGAGGAUAAAAGCAACAACAAUAUAGAUAAUACAAGUUAGCCUAUAAACAGAUUGGUCUCAGGUAUAUCUCUGCACAACACUACACACACACAAGCACAUACAUAACUGGUUCAAUAAUUAAAACAAAAGAGGGUUUCUCAUCACAUCCAGAAAGUAUUAAAGACUGAGAAAGCCAACUUUGCAUGAAAUGCGUUGAAAUAAUAAGUAUCUCUUGGAUAUAAUAUCCAAAAAAAAAUAUUUAUCAUGCUCAGGUUGACUAAAAGCCAAAUUAGGAGGCAUUUUUCAAUUACUUCUGUAUAUAUUUGGAUUACAUGGAUAGCCUUCAUUGAUAAAUGGUCUUUUAUUUACUGUCUACCAUAUCGUACACCUGAAAAAUCUUUACAAAUAAAUGAGGCAGUACGUUUACUCUAUCAAUAUGGUUAUAUGGAUGAUCUGCCGCUGCCGCAAAGUGGUAAUCCUAUAUCAAUAGAAAAUAUCCCGCACAAAUCAAUUUUCACUUAUCCAGACAAAAUAUCUUUAAUGCAUCCUCCAAAAGAAUUUACUAAUGCUAUAAAAAAAUUUCAAAAACAAUAUCAUCUACCUGUAACAGGUGAAUUAGACAAACAAACACGUAAUUUAUUAAUAUCACCACGUUGUGGUAAUCCAGACAGACAAAUCAAUAUGAAAGAGAAGAAUUCCUGGCAUUCAUCAGCAUCACCGCCAACAUCACAGUCAACAUCACAGUCAAGUGGAAUAUUUGACAGUACAUUCCAUUCAUACAGUAAUCAUUCCAAAACUAUCGGAAAUAUGAAUGCUGAACAAGGCAGACUACUGAAUCGAAAGAAACGCUAUCUAAUUGGUGAUGAGAAAAUGAAAUGGACAAAGAAGCAGUUAACAUGGCAAAUUCAAAGCUAUCCAUCGCAUUCUUUAUCUCGAGUACGUACGCAUGCAGUAUUCCAACAUACAUUCAACCUGUGGUCAAGAGUAGUGAAUUUAGAUUUUAUUGAAGAAAAAGAUUAUUAUAAACCAGCGGAUAUUGUGAUAAGAUUUGGUGCUGGGAAGCAUGGGGAUUCAAUACCAUUCGAUGGGGCAGGUGGAGUGUUAGCGCAUGCUUAUUAUCCAACACCGGACAAUGUUUAUUCCUUUUCAGGGGAUGCACAUUUCGAUGAUGAUGAAGUAUGGAAUGAUGGACCACAUAAAACUCAUAGAAAUUUAAUAUCCGUUGCAGCUCAUGAAUUAGGCCAUAGCUUAGGAUUGGGUCAUUCAUCUGUACCGACUGCAAUUAUGUAUCCUUAUUACAUAAGUACAUGGGAUAAAGUUAAAUUGGAUCCAGACGAUAUUGCUGGAAUACAACAAAUUUAUGGUGCUGCUAAACGCGGUAAAUUUAUACCACCAGAACCGAGUUUACCAGAUAUACCACCACCUCCUCCUGUAACUACGGAAGCUCCAGCGAAAGGAAAAAUAUUUGAUUUUUGUAAUAUCAGCGUUGAUGCAAUCAUAAAAAUUCGUAAUUUAGAAUUAUACAUUUUCAAAGGCGAAUGGCAGUGGAGAGUGACUUGGUCUAAAACUGUUACAACAUGGAUUGCUUAUCAAUUUCGAGAUGGACCAGCGAAGAUCACUUACUAUUGGCCUGCACUCCCUAAAUAUGUCGACUAUAUUGACGCCGGUAUUGAACGGCAUGAUGCAGCUAUUUAUAUUUUUAGAGACAAUAAAUUCUGGCUUCUUCUGGACAAUAUGCGAAUGAAACCUGGUUUCCCGAAAGAAGGAUUACCGCUUACGGAACUUGGACUACCAGCCAAUUUAAAACGUGUAGAUAGUGUAUUUUUAUGGGGAGAAAAUCAAGCAAUUUAUAUUUUUGCUGGUGAAUACUAUUGGCGAUUGGAUGAAAAUUCUGGUCGAUUCGGUAAAGUGAUCAGUAGUCCAGAUUAUCCACGUUUGAUAGCAGAUACAUGGCAAGGUGUUCCUGUUCCUACUCAGGCUGCAUUUACUGGUUUAAAUGAUGAAACUUUAUUUUUUGAAGGAACAAAUUAUUAUGUAUUCGAUAAUAUAGAAAUGCGUACACGUCCUGGAUAUCCAAAACCAGCAUCACUUGGUAUACUUGGCUGUAUGCGAUGA
Messenger RNA from Trichobilharzia szidati, 2123 nucleotides. The record is from the annotation of a GenBank genome assembly. NCBI's taxonomy places the organism in Eukaryota, Metazoa, Platyhelminthes, Trematoda, Strigeidida, Schistosomatidae.